GCCUUGUUUGAGACACUCCUACAGCUAAUAGCAAGGCCAACCAUUAUGUGGGCAAUGGUGCUCACAGGUCUUGCCCUCUUACUGCACUGGCUGACCACCCGAAAAUCCUUAUCUCAUGCAGUACCGAAACUGUGGAAGCCCGACGACUUACCAAUCCUCGGCGCCUGGCGCUUUUAUACCCACCGAGAGGAAAUGUACCGCACGGCUCAGAAGUCUACCAAAACUGGCAAUUUCAGCUUCUUUGUCGGGAAGAAGCAUGUGGUGGGUGUCAGUGGGCCUGAGGGCAGGAGGACAUUCUUUGACUCGAAAGAUCUGGAUCUAGGUGACGGUUUUAACGACUUGUUCGCGGGACUACCGGCGCAAUCGGGAGGCGAUGACUUUGACCGAUUCCUCAAAAAGACUCUGGCCACCCUCUUGAAGUCGGAGAAUCUCAACAAAAACAUCGGGAUGCUGGCAACGGAUGCACGACGCACGUGUGAGGCUCUUGCGGCGGCACCGGUCUCAGACUCGCAUCCAGAAUGGAGGGUCAUGAACCCAUUCGACUCUAUGUUCAGGCUCGUCUACCAACUCACGAUAAGAACGAUCGGAGCCCGAGAGAUUGCCGACAACACCGAGCUUUUAAACCAUACACUGAGCAUCUUCGAGCAAUUUGAGAGUCGGACCAGUACCCUCAAGUUGUUCCUGCCCUGGUUACCCACGCCAAACCAUAUCCUUCGAAUGUUCAACGGUGCAAGGCUGUACAAGAUAUUUCUCGACAUUAUAAAGAGCAGAGAGAAGUCCGAGAAGCCAGUUGCUGAUGCCUUGCAGCAAAUCCUGGACAUCGGAGCAAGCGUAUCUGACGUGAUUUCAUUUGAAAUUGGAUCUCUGUUUGCAGGACUUAUAAACACCGGACUUCAUGCCUCCUAUCUUCCAUUACACUGCGCUGAUAACCCGGAAUGGAAGGCCAAAGUACAAGCCGAGGUUGAUAGUGUGGUUGCCAAGUAUAGAUCCACGCCAGAGCAGUCCCCAGCCAUGGUCCUGAGCUCGCUCAGCGUUGAGCAAUGGGAGAGCGAGUUUCCUCUAAUUGACCUGUCCUUGCGGGAGUCGAUUCGGGUUGGAAUGCCAGGUGCUGGGCUCAGAAAGAACAUUGGCCCUCGUGAUAUCCCCAUUGGCAAUACCGGCGAGGUGAUUCCCAAGGGCUCAUAUGCGGUUUACGUGUUCAACGAUGUGCACAAGAAUCCGGACAUUUACACCGACAGUCACAAAUUCGACCCGACUCGAUAUUUCCAUGAUAGAGCUGAAGACAAGAAGAUGAAUCACACCUACUUGGGAUGGGGUAGCGGUCGUCAUCCAUGUCUGGGCAUGAGGUUUGCCAAGCUAGAGAUGGUGUUAUGCAACGCUUACUUUUUCGCCAUGUUUGACUUUGAGCCUUCGGAGAAGGAUGGCAGCCUGAGGACCGAGCCAGUUCCACCAGUCGAUGUGAAGCUUCUCCAGAUCCGAAAACCUGAUGAACCUGCAUUCAUCCGGUAUAAGCCUAGGGCGUACUAA
Molecule: messenger RNA, 1527 nt
Organism: Clonostachys byssicola
Lineage: Eukaryota; Fungi; Ascomycota; Sordariomycetes; Hypocreales; Bionectriaceae
Source: the annotation of a GenBank genome assembly